Molecule: messenger RNA, 2730 nt
Organism: Mycotypha africana
Lineage: Eukaryota; Fungi; Mucoromycota; Mucoromycetes; Mucorales; Mycotyphaceae
Product: plasma-membrane proton-efflux P-type ATPase
Exons: 4
Coding region: 1-2730 (909 amino acids)
Biological process (GO): proton export across plasma membrane; regulation of intracellular pH
Cellular component (GO): plasma membrane
Molecular function (GO): ATP binding; ATP hydrolysis activity; P-type proton-exporting transporter activity
Source: RefSeq, a predicted model, not a curated record
AUGACUGUAAGCAAACCACCCCAUACACCCAUAAGGGAUGAAAAAAAGGAUGCUGUUGAAUUUGAAGAGCAUCAACAUAUUGAACAUGAGGAUGAAAUAUCGCCCGAACUAGAAAUACUACUACACACCAAUACCAGCCAAGGUCUUUCCUCUGCCGAAGUCGAAGAACGACAGAACAAGUUUGGUCUCAAUGAAUUACCAGAAAAGAAGACAAAUCCCUUUCUAAAGUUCUUUAGUUACUUUACGGGGCCCAUCUCUUAUUUGAUUGAAAUAUCAUGUAUUAUUGCUGCUGUGGUAGGUGACUGGAUCGAUUUUGGUAUCAUCUUGGCUUUACUCAUCAUCAAUGCGGUGAUCGGCUAUAUCGAGGAAGCGAAGGCUGAGUCGGCUUUGGAUGCAUUGCGUCAAACACUGGCUCUAAAAACAAGAGCUUACCGCAAUAACGAAUUAGUGGAAGUAGAUGUAAAAGAGCUCGUGCCUGGUGAUAUCAUCGUGCUUCGUAUUGGUGAUAUUGUUCCGGCCGAUGCUCGUCUUUUAGGUUUGGGCGUGAAUGGUGAGGAAAAUGACACUGAAUUGAUGAUCGAUCAGUCUGGUUUGACGGGUGAAUCUCUCUUGGUGGCCAAGAAGAAGAAUAGUACUGUCUAUUCAUCCAGUAUCAUCAAACAAGGUCAACAACUUGCUAUUGUCACCAAAACCGGUGCGCAUACUUUUAUUGGUCGUGCCGCUAACCUGAUUGCUAUCACCGCGGAAGAGGGUCAUUUCCAAAAAAUCAUUGGCAAAAUCGGCAACGUUUUGAUCUGGUCUACUGUUGUCUUAGUCAUCAUUGUCUUUAUCUAUCAGAUGGUCCGUUUCCGUGGUACACCUCAAGGCAACUGGAAAUUGGUUCUGGAAAACUGCUUGGUCUUGACCGUCGCUGCUAUUCCCGUGGGUCUUCCAACUGUCAUGUCGGUGACCAUGGCGGUCGGUGCUAAACAAUUGGCUGCGAAACAAGUCAUCGUCAAGCGUCUAACGGCUGUUGAAGAACUCGCCUCCGUUUCUGUUCUUUGCUCUGAUAAAACCGGUACACUUACUUUGAACGAGCUGACGUUUGAUAAGCCUUGGCUUACCAACAACUACACCGAAGAAGAUAUUCUACUGUAUUCCUAUUUGGCUGCUGAAACGGGCGCAAAUGACCCCAUUGAAUCUGCUGUUCGUCGUGCUGCUGAAAGCCAGCUUGACAUUUUGAAGAACCGGGAGAAUGCAAGAGAAAUUCCUGGUUAUAAAGUAACUAAGUUUGCUCCUUUCAAUCCAGUGACCAAAAUGACGCAAGCCACGAUCUUGGACUUGGCUACAAAUCAAACUUUCUGCGUGGCGAAAGGGGCUCCUCAGGUCAUCACUCAGUUAGUCGGUGGCGAUGAUGAUGCUGUUCGUGCUGUGAAUUCGCUGGCCCGUCGUGGUUUACGUGCUCUUGGUGUGGCCAAGACGUUGCCUGGCACAGAAGACAAAUUCGAAAUGGUGGGUAUGAUCUCUCUUUUGGAUCCUCCUCGUCCUGAUUCCUUAACCACAAUUGCUGAAUGCAAUGCGCUUGGCGUGGACGUCAAGAUGAUUACCGGUGACCAAUUGAUCAUUGCCAAGGAAGUAGCGGCUCGUCUCGGUAUGGGCCGUGUUAUCUUGGAUGCCAAUCAUCUGGUGGAUCCCAACAAAUCGGAAGAAGAAGUAACUGAACAUUGUGUACGCGCUGAUGGUUUUGCUCAAGUCAUUCCUGAGCACAAGUAUCGUGUAGUUGAAUUGCUUCAAAAUAAGGGCCUUUUGGUGGGUAUGACAGGUGAUGGUGUGAAUGAUGCUCCUGCUUUGAAGAAAGCGGACGUUGGUAUCGCUGUUGAAGGAUGUACAGAUGCUGCUCGAUCUGCUGCCGAUAUUGUUUUGCUGGCGCCUGGUCUUUCCACUAUUACUGAUGGUAUCAUUACUUCUCGCGCCAUUUUCCAACGUCUCCGAUCUUAUGCUCUUUACCGUAUCACAUCAACUAUUCACUUUCUGCUGUUCAUGUUUAUUGUUACAUUGGUGGAAGAUUGGACUAUGCCUGCCGUUUUAUUGAUCAUGAUUUGUGUUUUGAACGAUGCUGCAACUUUGGUUAUUUCCAUUGAUAACACUGAAAUUUCCGAAAGACCUGAUAAAUGGCGUAUUGGUCAAUUGCUUACAUUAUCUUUUGUCCUCGCCGCAUUACUUGCUGCGUUAUCGUUUGCUCACUUCUACGUUGCCCGUGAUAUCUUCCAUGUCACUGAUAAUGAAUUGCAUUCCAUCAUGUAUUUGCACAUUUCGUCAGCUCCUCACUUUGUCAUUUUCUCAACUCGCGUUCCCGGCUACUGGUGGAAAAAUGUUCCCAACUGGUUAUUCACCGUUUGCAUUAUUGGUACACAAAUUAUUGCCUUAUUCUUCUCAGUCUAUGGUGUUUUCGGUGAACAUGAAGGCGUUGCACCCUGUGGCUAUGCCUGGGGCUUUGCUGUCCUCGGUAUCUCUCUCGUCUACUUUAUGAUUCUUGACGUCGUCAAGGUGCAUAUCUUCCGUCGUUGGAGCUUUGAAAUGACUGCCAAGUUGGUUCCCACCAAGACUCGCAAGACCAAAUUAGCUGUACGUAAAGAGCUCAAAGCGAAAGGAAUGGAAGUUGAAGAAUGCUGGAAGAAGAUUUCUUUACCUGUCGAUGCUCAUCAAAUUAUUACUGCAUUUAGACAUAAUGCCAACCAAUACUCACAGUAA